AUGGAUCGUAGAUAAUGUGAACAGAAACCAUCAGUACUAAGUUAUUCCUCUUUUGAUUCCUAUGUCAUUCAAGAUGAACAUGAUGGAAAUCUUAGUAUUCAUCAAUUAAAAGAAAAACCAUUUUUUAGUUUUUAAGAAGCAAAGGAUUAAAAUGGAGAAACUAACUUAAAUGUUAAUGGUAAAAAUAAUCAGCACAAAUAAAAAUAACCAUAUGAAACAGAUUCACUCUACACUGAAGAGAAAUUAGAAUUGCCCUGUUAACAACUCAGAUAAAUCCCUAAAUUGCAAUAAAAUUUGGUCAACAUAAAGUUAUUGAACUUAUCCUAAAACCAAUUAACAACUGUUCCUCCUUAAAUAAUGCGCAUGACUAAUUUGCAAAAGUUGAUUUUGAGCAGCAAUUAAAUUAAUGUCUUGCCAAUAUUCUUGCAAACCUUAAAAUUCUUAGAAUAUUUAGACAUGCAAGACAAUUUAAUCAAGGUCUUCAAUGUCAAUCCUCCAGAACUUAAAUAUCUAAAUUUAUCAAAUAAUUAUAUAGAGUAACUGUAUUUUCCUAACUUGGAACAUUUAUGCAUCUAGAUGAAUUGUUUUACCUUAAUACCCAAGGGAUUUCAUAAAGUACUUUAUGGGAUGCAAUAUUUUGAAUUCGAUUGGUUUAAGUAUUGCAAACCAGCAUUGCCGAUGAAGAUUAAUUUUGAGAAGUACCAGCAUAUAAAGGAUAAGUUGAUAUCUAUUUUAUAAACUACAAGCCUUAAUUUCGAAAGCUUUGUUAAAUUGUUGAGUCUUUCCGAGCCUAACUUCUCUCAAACCGAUUACAAAUACAGAAAUCUAUUUUUUUAGGCAGGAUCAUCUAAUGAGAUUGGUAUUCUUCAUAGUUUAACUUAAAUUAUACCAGAGCAUAUUAAUAGCUUAGAUUUUGAUCAAAAUACUCCUUUGAGUGCUUGUUACAUUGAAGGUAAAACGAGAUCAGUCAAAGUAUUAAGAAGUCUGGGUGGAAAAUUUGCUCCUUAAACAAUUCAUGCUAUUUGUUAAAGAGUAGAUUUAGCCUUUUUCAAAAUGAUCUUAAAUCUUAAUGAGGAAGACAAUUCGAUAACAUAACAUACUGAUUUGAAUUUAAUUAAUUUUAGAAACAUUGAUGGCAAUACACCUCUACACCAAUUGUUUAUGAAUUAUUCAAAGAGUCCAGAUGCCAAAGAAAUGGCCAAUAUCCUCUUAAUAUUAGAUGCUGAUCCAAAUAGUGAAAACAAUGAAGGUUGGACUCCUUUGGAUUUGGCUGUCAGGAAAGGUUAAAUUAGUGCGAUUUAAUAUGCAAUUGAAUACAAUAAGAGAUUAUAUCAUUUAAGAUCACAUCAGUAAUUAUUUGAUUUCGAGAAAAAAUCUGGUAUAAGCGAAUGGUCUUUGGGUCAUGUCGCUGCUAGUGUUGGUAAUAUUGAUAUUUUAGAAUUGCUCAGUCAGAUUAACAUAGACCUAUUUUAAGUAAGUAGAUGCAAUAGAUUACCAAGACAUUUGGCAAUACAAAGUCUAACUAUGUUAAAGAACAUGAGGAAAUUAGAAAAAAGAUAGAUCAUUAGAAAUGUAUUGCAUGAAACCGUUUCAGUGUCAUAGACAGAAAAAAAUGUAUAUCAAAUGAAAAAUUAAAUUGAAAAAAACAUGAAUAAGAAACAUCUGAACAUUGCUUAAAAACUAAUUGAAAAUGAUGAUGAUAAUUUCGAUCUGGACGACAACUCCUUAAGAAUUGCUAGUGAAAGCUCGAUAAAGGAUAUCGCAAGUGAAUCUGCCCCUAUAUUUUAAAGAUUGGCCAAUAAAGAAAUUACAAGGAUGCAGAUAGAAAAAUAAAAUAUGUCCACUUUAGAUACAACAGACUUUGCAGAUCAUAUGCCUGAAAUAUAAAAACUAUUGAGAAAUCAUAACUAUGAAAUUGCUCUUCAAAAACUUAAAUAUGCUUUAUUGAGUGAUAUGCUCCCCUUGUCCGAAAGAUUAAAAUAUAAAGAUUACUUACAAGUGAUAUAGUUUAAAAUGAAAUAUUCAAAAGUGGAAAUGCAAUAAUACUUAAGAAAUAGUCUGAAUCUAAAUUUAAGUGAAUUUCAAUUUAAAGGAAUUCCUUCAGAUUAAAAAUCCAAAAUUAUCAAAGAGUUAAUUAAUUUAAUUAAAGAUCAAUCAAAAAAUGAGGCCUCCAAAAUUUCAUUUCAUAUUGAAAAAAUGCAACUUGUUUGUCAGAAUCCUUUGCUGCAUUAAGAACUACUAGCAAAAGAUUUAACAACCAUUAAUGAAUUGAGACAACGAUUGAGCAAUAAUCUUAUUUAUGAUAUUGCUAAUUAUGCAGAAUCAAUAUUUUAGUUGAAUGACUAAAUUUAUUAUUGGAUUAACACUAGUUCUGGAAGAUACGAAAAGAUCUUAAUAAAAUCUAACAUUCCAAACAUUAUUAAUUAUGAAUGCUUGUAGAAGAUGAAAUUCAUAAAGAAAAUAAAACCAAGAGAAAAAGAUUAUGAUAAUAUUGAACAAGAUAUGAUCGAACCGGAAUCAUCCAUAUCUUCAUAUCAACAAUUUACUUACAUUAUCACACCAUUUCAAAAUAGCAAACGAUUCUGA
Paramecium tetraurelia is the source of this 2586-nucleotide messenger RNA. RefSeq lists its product as uncharacterized. The transcript is spliced from 7 exons. Gene Ontology annotation, molecular function: protein binding. Gene Ontology annotation, cellular component: ciliary inversin compartment. The record is from RefSeq and is a predicted model, not a curated record. NCBI's taxonomy places the organism in Eukaryota, Ciliophora, Oligohymenophorea, Peniculida, Parameciidae. Gene Ontology annotation, biological process: protein localization to ciliary inversin compartment.